AUGGCUACAAACAAUGUCAUUCAAGCAAUAAUAAUGGCACUUCUUCUUGUUGUCAGCGUUGGAUAUAUCUUCAUGUACAUCAUGGGACCAACAAAUCUUUAUAGACAAAAAUGGCUGGCGAAGAUUCGAACGGAUGCUGAUUCAACUUACUUUGGAGCUCAAGGGCCAUCCAUGUUGAUUAACACAUUUCCUGUACUCUUUGUUGCUGCUUUGGGCUGUGUCUAUCUCCACUUGAGAAAGAAGAGCAUUUCUGGUGAUCAGUAUCACCAUUCCAAAGGAAAUGGUGCGGAAAAUGCAUUGGCUUCAUGGAAGAGGCCGAUCAUCAUCAAAGGACUUGGGAUUGUUUCUCGAAUCGAGUUGGCUUUUCUGGUGAUGUUCAUCGCCCUUCUUGUCUGGGUUUUUUCAGUCUCCUUGCACAACGGUUACGCCAAAAUCACCCCCAAAUCAGCUGCAAAAAAUGGGGAGACAGUGUGGCAAGCUAAGCUGGAUGGUGCGGGAUUAAGGCUAGGAAUAGUGGGCAAUAUGUGCCUGGUGUUUCUGUUCUUCCCGGUGGCGCGUGGAUCGUCAGUGCUGCAAAUAUUUGGGCUGACGUCAGAAGCAAGCAUCAAGUAUCAUAUCUGGUUAGGACACAUCGCCAUGGCACUCUUCACUGCUCACGGAAUGUGUUACGUCAUCUUAUGGGCUGUUACACAUCAACUCUCCGAGAUGUUGAAAUGGGCAAAAACAGACGUAUCAAAUGUGGCAGGAGAAAUUGCAUUGUUAGCAGGGCUGGCGAUGUGGGCUACAACGUUUCCUCGCAUUAGGAGAAAAUUUUUCGAGCUCUUCUUUUACGUUCAUCAUUUCUACAUCCUCUUCAUGCUCUUCUUCCUCCUCCAUGUCGGAAUCUCUUACUUUUGCUAUGUUCUUCCCGCUUUCUAUCUUUUCCUUGUUGAUCGUUACUUGAGAUUCUUGCAAUCUCGCCAAAAUGUUCGCUUAGUCUCCGCUCGGAUUCUACCUUCCAAAACUCUAGAGCUCAACUUCUCUAAGACAAGAGGUCUUACUUAUACUCCCACGAGCAUUAUGUUCUUGAAUGUGCCAAGCAUUUCAAAGUUGCAAUGGCAUCCUUUUACAAUUAGCUCAAGCUGCGCUUUGGAGCCUGAAAAGCUUAGCGUUAUCAUCAAAGGAGAAGGGAGUUGGACAAAGAAAUUGCACCAAGUUCUUUCAUCACCUUCUUCAGUUGAAAAUGUUGCCAUGUCCGUUGAAGGACCCUAUGGACCAAUUUCUACUGACUUUCUAAGGCAUGAUCUGCUAGUCAUGGUGAGUGGAGGCAGUGGAAUCACGCCUUUCUUCUCAAUAAUUCGAGAAUUGAUCCACACCAGUGAGACAUUAAAACAAAAGACUCCCUCAGUUCUUCUCAUUUCUUCAUUCAAGAAUUCAUCAGAUUUGACAAUGCUAAAUCUCAUCCUCCCCAUUGCCAAUACCCCAACCCAAAUUUCCAAUCUAGACCUACAAAUCGAAGCUUACGUGACAAGAGAAAAACAACCCGGUUCAUCAGAAACCAAGAAGAACAUAAGCACAAUUUGGUUCAAACCAAAGCCAUCUGAUUCACCAAUAGCACCAAUUCUAGGCCAAAACGGCUGGCUGUGGCUCGGCGCGAUUAUAUCCGCGUCCUUCAUCAUCUUCCUCAUCUUUCUUGGAAUUAUUACAAGAUACUACAUUUAUCCCAUUGAUCAUGGUACUAAUAGGAUCUACUCAACCUCUUCUAGAGCUGUUCUGAACAUGCUCUUCCUUUGUGUCUGCAUGGUUAUCGUGGCGACCGCGGUUUUCCUUUGGAACAAGAAACAAAAUGCAAUGGAAAACAAACAGAUCCAGAACUUGGAAGGCGCAACUCCAGCAGCCUCACCUAAUUCAUGGUUCUACAAUGCUGAUAGAGAAUUGGAAAGUUUGCCUCAGCAAUCACUUGUUUUGGCCACAAAUGUGCAUUAUGGUGAAAGGCCUGACCUCAAGAGAAUUUUGUUUGAGCGCAAAGAAUCCAGUGUUGGGGUUUUAGUUUGUGGGCCAAAGAAGAUGAGACAUGAAGUAGCUAAUAUUUGUUCGUCUGGUUUGGGAGCCAAUCUACAUUUUGAAUCCAUCAGUUUCAGCUGGUGAAGAAAAGAACUAAUACAAAUCGUUUUGUUUGAAAAAAUCAUUGCCAGUUUCAUAGCUCAAUCCAUUUCAUGUGGGCCCAAUUCUUCAGCCCUUUUAAAAUGUUCAGAGAUAGAAUGUAAAUGUAUCGCUUGAAGAAAAGAGUUAUAAAAUAUACAGUAC
Oldenlandia corymbosa var. corymbosa is the source of this 2286-nucleotide messenger RNA. NCBI's taxonomy places the organism in Eukaryota, Viridiplantae, Streptophyta, Magnoliopsida, Gentianales, Rubiaceae. The record is from the annotation of a GenBank genome assembly.